Molecule: messenger RNA, 985 nt
Organism: Hordeum vulgare subsp. vulgare (domesticated barley)
Lineage: Eukaryota; Viridiplantae; Streptophyta; Magnoliopsida; Poales; Poaceae
Product: protein EPIDERMAL PATTERNING FACTOR 2-like
Exons: 2
Coding region: 493-861 (122 amino acids)
Biological process (GO): stomatal complex development; guard cell differentiation
Source: RefSeq, a predicted model, not a curated record
CACACACACACACACACACUGCUGGUAGGCACGCACAUCUACUACUCCUCGUCUUCUUCGUGCUCACUGGCUGCACGCAGGCACAAGGGUUCCAUGUGAAUCCUAUCGAGGAUCGUGUGAGCCGCCGUAUCUCCACUCCGCUGUUAUUUAUGGUCGCUUGCCCUUGCACGCGCAUCAGUCUCUGAAGCGUGCGUACGUACUAGCAGUGUGUGUAUAUAAGCAAGCGCUCGCCACUUCGCCAGCAUCGCCUGGCCGGCUAUCUCAGCUUCCUCAUUCCCUGGCUUCCUCAGUUCCUCCACGUACGACUCCUCCACAACGUGCGAGCUAGCUGCGGUGCGAGACGAGACGAUUAGGCCUUGUUCGGUUCCUCUAAAUUUGAAGAGGUUUGGAGGGGAUUGAGAGGGAUUAAAUCUCCUACAACUCAAAUUUCAUCUAAAUCCCCUUCAAUCCUCUUCAAUCCCUCUUGGGAGGGAUUAACCGAACAAGGCCUUAAUGAGGAAGUCAGCUGGCGUGGGAGCUCUGGCGCUGGCCCUUGCGCUGGCCAUGGCCUCCUGCUCGUGCGUGACCCAUGGCACCAGAACCACACCAAGUUCAGGUGCCGAUGCCCUGCAACCUGGCCGUGAGGCGACGCCCGGAGGGCAAGCGGCCUCGCCGUCGUCCCAUCAGGAGAAGCAAGGGAUGAUGCUCAAGGAGGGAGCGGUGACGGGGUCGCGGCUGCCGGACUGCGCGCACGCGUGCGGGGCGUGCGCCCCGUGCAAGCGGGUCAUGGUGAGCUUCCGGUGCGCCGAGGCCUCCGAGUCGUGCCCCAUCGCCUACCGCUGCAUGUGCCGCGGCAGGUUCUUCCGCGUCCCCACCCUCUAGUCUAGGCUCUGCAACGCCUGUGUUCCUUUCUUCUCGCUUCGUGAUUCUGCUCUUGCUGGCGUUGGCGUCAAGCUUGUGGAUUGUCUGUUCCUUGAGUGUUGUAUGUAAGAAAUAAUAACGUUAA